Messenger RNA from Capsicum annuum, 3117 nucleotides. RefSeq names its product probable glycosyltransferase At5g03795. Gene Ontology annotation, molecular function: glycosyltransferase activity. The record is from RefSeq and is a predicted model, not a curated record. Lineage: Eukaryota; Viridiplantae; Streptophyta; Magnoliopsida; Solanales; Solanaceae. The coding region runs from base 1343 to 2815 and encodes 490 amino acids. The transcript has 4 exons.
ACAAAUAGCAUGCGUUGCGGUGACGGACCUCUACUCUCCGAUCUCAGGACCUUCUUUGGAACUUGUUCAAAUAUAUUCCAUCUCCUCCAAAACGGUACAUUAUGCAUGUCACAACUUUGAGGGUGGUUUUGCCUCGAGAAUUAUUCAAUUGUUGACCACCAAGGACUUAAAUUUUAUCACGUUUCUAAAUUUAAAGAAUUUAUUAGUUGGGUCAUCAAAAUGAAUUGGGGAAAUUUAGUGCACCAAGCUCUAUUAUUAUGAGCAGUGAAAAGAGUAAAUCAACAAAAAUUUAUUAUAUGAAGUGUUAUUUUACAUUUUUGCCCAAAGUGGGUACUAUAUGUUUUCCAAAUAUUGGGGAGGAGUGAUAUUCAUUUCAAUUUUAAGUGCCUUCUAUUCAUUUUCCUUUUGAGUGCUUGUAUGAAAAUUUUGUUGGAAUAAGCUUUUAUUCUCUUCGAUCGCUUUUACUUGUCUCAAAUUUUCUAAUUAUAUUUAUACUUUUACUGAUCACUUUUGACAUAUUGAGAAAAAACAACCUUUUUUUUCCUAUUUUACCUUUAGUAUUAAUUAUUUUUUCUCCAAAUUAAUUUCAAUAUACAAUAUAAAUAUCAUUUAAUAGGUUAUUAUGGUAAAAUGGUCAUGUCAUUACUUAUUUUUCUGUGUCAAGUUAAACUGUGACAAGUAAAAAAAAAGAAAUGUAUGAAUAGGUUGGAAAUUCAACACCUACUAUAUACAUAUACAUGCAUAAAAAUGACUUUGAUCUAGAGUAUACAGUAAGAUUUUCUAGCAGAGGAUUCGGAUCCUUGCGCCUCUUAGCUCUGCCCUUAAAGGAGUAGCAACUAAAAUGGUCAAUUAUAAUGAAACCUUUGUGAAACGUGUACAAUGAUCAUGUUAAACAGUCCAUGGAAUAAGAAAGUAAAAAUUAUUGGUCAGAACAGUAAAGUGUUUAGGAAAACAGCAAGUGAGUUGAAAACAAUAAAGUACUCGAUGGAUCAUGACACAAAAGACAAGUAGUUUAACUUUAAGAACUAGGAAUCUUGACGUUUAAGGAAGCUUUGCAAGUCGACCAUCCCCAUAAAACAGAUUAGUUAAUUGGCUAUAUCCCAUUUGACUAAGUUUGUUUCCAACACAUGUCAAGAAAAAUUCAGCCCUUUACAAUAUGCACUAACCAACAAAUCUUCUAAGUAGCUCAUUUUCCUCUACAACUUUUGGAGAAUACUAAAGUAAUUAAUACUGGUUUUUUUUUUUUCUGAGGCCAAGCAUAUGGCAUAUGCGUUGAUAGGAUGUGCUGCAAUUGUCCUCCUUUCCUUCUACUUUGGCUUUCUUGAUUUUCAUUCCUUUGGUUAUGGUUUCGGUCCUUGCUUGUACAUUACACCCUCAGAGUUCUUAUGUACUAUCAUUUUCUUCUUCUUGGACUUGGGGAUCUUUUGCAUUAUUGAACUCCUUUUCAUUAAGGUCUUUGGCAAGUUAUGAAGAGAAAGAUCAGCAUUUGCAUGUAGUUGGUCUAGUUCUUUUCAAUAACUCAUUUCAUCAGAAACUAGGAGCAAAAGACUCACUAUCUAAUCGACCUCUCGGAGAAGGAGUUGAAGAUAUUUGGAAGGAGGAAAUGAAUGAAGGAGAAGAGCAUAGUGAUGAAACGACUGGAUUAAUUAAAAGGUAUAACAGGUUGGAAAGGCUUAAGGCCAUUUUAGCAAAAGCAAGGUCAUCCAUAAGAGAAGCUGCUAGAAAUGCCAGCAUGAUAUUGAAUCAUCAAGAUCCGGAUUAUGCUCCUCAAGGUCCUAUCUAUCGUAAUGCAAAUGCCUUUCACAGGAGCUAUCUUGAAAUGGAAAAUAACUUCAAAUUAUAUGUGUACGAGGAAGGUGAACCUCCAAUAUUCCACAAUGGUCCAUGUAGGAGUAUAUAUUCAACAGAGGGAAGGUUCAUUUAUGAAAUGGAAAAGGGAAAUAUGUACAGAACAAAAGAUCCAGAGGAGGCCUUGGUGUAUUUCCUCCCAUUCAGUGUGGUUCUAAUGGUUAGAUACCUAUACGUCUCUGGUGCACACAUGCAUGCCAUUGGUAGAACAGUUGCUGACUAUAUUCAUGUCAUCUCUUCAAGAUACUCCUUCUGGAAUACAAGUUUUGGUGCUGAUCACUUCAUGCUCUCUUGCCAUGAUUGGGGGCCACACACGACUUCAUACGUGCCACAUCUCUUCAACAAUUCAAUAAGAGUUCUAUGCAAUGCUAAUACAUCGGAAGGGUUUAAUCCUCAGAAAGAUGUAUCAUUAGCCGAAAUUAAUCUCAAGACAGGUGAUAUAACAGGACUCACUGGAGGUCCAUCUCCAUCAAGACGAUCAACUCUUGCUUUCUUUGCUGGUGGUUUACACGGUGCCAUAAGGAAUGAACUGAUGCAACAAUGGAAAGGAAAAGACCAAGAUGUUUUGGUUUACGAAAAACUUCCUCCAGGAAAAUCUUAUGAAUCCAUGUUGAAGAACAGCAAGUUUUGCCUGUGCCCGAGUGGCUAUGAGGUUGCAAGCCCGAGAGUUGUUGAAUCAAUCUAUGCAGAAUGUGUUGCCGUGCUGAUUUCAGAUGGUUAUGUACCACCAUUUAGUGAUGUCCUGAACUGGAAUGCUUUUUCUGUGAAGGUGGAUGUGAAAGACAUACCGAAUAUCAAGAAGAUAUUGAUGAGCAUUUCUCAGAGUCAGUACUUGAGAAUGCACAGGAGAGUGAAGCAAGUUCAAAGGCAUUUUAUGAACAAUGGAUCCCCAAAAAGAUUUGAUCUUUUUCACAUGAUUGUUCACUCCAUUUGGCUAAGAAGAUUGAAUAUAAGAGUUCAGGAUUAAGCACUUCAAUGUAGGUGACAGGCUGGAAAUCCUGCACAAGUGAUCAAUUUUGACCAUUUGUGGUUGAUUUCUGCUUUCUGACACACUUGUUUUGCCUUUUGCACUCAAGUCUUGUAAACUAGUGCUCUCAAUUUUGUUGGAUUAGAUGUGCACUGGCAAAAUAAUAAAGCCUGCAUCUUCAAGUCUAUUUUCAGGUUUUACUUAAUGCGAUCUAAAGAAUCAGGCAAGAUAUAGAUCUAUGUAUUCACAUCUUUGUAGCAACUGAAAUGUUUUGCGUAAAAGAAAAAAUAAAGGAAAUGGAA